This is a messenger RNA of Arthroderma uncinatum, 528 nucleotides long. RefSeq lists its product as uncharacterized. The transcript has a single exon. The record is from RefSeq and is a predicted model, not a curated record. Lineage: Eukaryota; Fungi; Ascomycota; Eurotiomycetes; Onygenales; Arthrodermataceae. Bases 1 to 528 code for a protein of 175 amino acids.
AUGGACCAAGAUAUAUCCCAGACGUACAAGGUGGCCGAUAUACGCUCCCGGAAGUUCCUCUGGUAUCGACUACAUGUAUAUGUCUACGACCUCCGCAACUUCAAGACAGACAUCGCUGCAAGGGAUCGGCUCGAUAGUAUUGUGGACAUCACCUACCUAGGCAAACCGUAUUUCAACGAAGAGGAAGUCGAGAUCCUUAAAAAUACCACCUCUAAUAGCAGCGGGAGUGAGACUCUUGCUCAGAAAAUUGAAUCUACUCUAGACGAACGGUUGAAUCGCCGCAUUAAAAAGCGCGUGGAGAGUAGCGACUUUAGGGUCUGCGCUGCUCACGACCUAGCACCUAUAUUUGAAGCUGUUUUUGAUAUACACCCAAAGAAGCUGGCUAAGAACUUUGUUCUCGUAUCGUUGAUUAGUUCGAGAGGGCUCAGGCUUCAAGAUGAGGAUGACAUUUCGUGCAUUCAGGAACAAACUAAGCUACAAGCUCUUGCGGCGAAACACGGAGGCGGCAAGAAGAAGAGAGGCAGGUAG